Molecule: messenger RNA, 1611 nt
Organism: Micropterus salmoides (largemouth bass)
Lineage: Eukaryota; Metazoa; Chordata; Actinopteri; Centrarchiformes; Centrarchidae
Gene: cetn2
Product: centrin, EF-hand protein, 2
Exons: 5
Coding region: 278-802 (174 amino acids)
Biological process (GO): centriole replication; nucleotide-excision repair; mitotic cell cycle
Cellular component (GO): centriole; centrosome
Molecular function (GO): calcium ion binding
Source: RefSeq, a predicted model, not a curated record
ACAGCAGCUGCUGGUCAGCAAACCCUGUGCAUGUUGUUGGCUAGCAACGGCGAUAUUCUGCACAUUUUAGCAGCUGUUCUUCUGAAAUAAAUAAGACGGUUUUGAGGAAUAAGAGACUAUCUUGUAUUCUGAGUAAUUAAACGGUUAAUGCGAGUAAAGUAUAAAUCGUUAUCUUCUCCUCCUCCUCCUCUAAAUGAUAAGGAGGAUUCCUAGCCCAGAAGAAAACAUUGCUUAACAGAUCCGCAGUUCCUUUUUCUCAAUAAAUAUACAGCUACUGAUGGCGACCAGUGCCAAGAGACCAUCCCUGCAGGGUCCUGUGCCACCUCCUCGCAAGAAGACAACCCCCAAACCGGAGCUGACCGAGGAGCAGAAGCAGGAGAUCAGGGAGGCAUUCGAGCUGUUUGACACAGACGGAUCUGGAUACAUCGAUGUCAAGGAGCUCAAGGUCGCAAUGCGAGCUCUGGGGUUCGAACCAAAGAAAGAGGAGAUCAAGAAGAUGAUUGGUGAAGUGGAUAAGGAUGGCACAGGGAAAAUCUCCUUCGCUGACUUCCUCACUGUCAUGACACAGAAAAUGGCUGAGAAGGACUCCAAAGAGGAGAUCCUGAAAGCUUUCCGGCUGUUUGAUGAUGACGAGACGGGUAAGAUCUCAUUCAAGAACCUGAAGAGAGUAGCCAAAGAGCUGGGAGAAAACCUCACAGACGAAGAGCUGCAGGAAAUGAUAGAUGAAGCAGACAGGGAUGGAGAUGGAGAAGUGAACCAGCAGGAGUUCCUGCGCAUUAUGAAGAAAACCUGCCUGUACUGAAGGAAGUGCACGGCAUCAGGGUCGGUGAUACACGAAGUCAGUGGUGGUUUUACAUGUAAUGCUGCUUAUAUAUCAAAAUGUCCCUUUCCCCAUUAUUGUGUCAUGCUAUACAUUUUCACUUAAGAUCAGUCAUUUGAAAGGUUUAACUGUCACAUACUACGCUGAAAGGAAACUGUUAAAGACUUGAGCACAAAGUCUAGUCAAAUGCCAAAGUAUCCUCCUUUGAAUCACAUGAUAAUCUGUUAAUUUUAUGAAGAAGUUGAUAUUAAAGAUAACACAGAGGUUAUUUGUUGUUAAGAAAGUCUCAGUGCCUACGUCAGUACAGUGACAGAGACAAACAGUACAUUCCAAUCCUUUGAUUGAUAAUACAGUGUAUUCAUUGAGUUUCAUUCAUCUGGAGAUUGUUCAGUUUACACUGGUAACUCCAGUGUUUCAUGUUUUGGCUCUUGUAUGGUGGUUCUUCAGAGAUAUUUAUAAUGUGAGCAGUUGGUUAACCACUUCGGUUAACCACUGAUGAUUGGGGGAGUGCUGUCUCACCUCAUUGCUACAUGUGGAUUUGUAUCUGUGCCUCUUAAACGGGGGAUCAUCACUAUCAGGGAAGCUGCCCGAGCUCUCUGACCUGCACAGCUUCCCCACGAGUCCCACUGUCUUUAAAAUAUGAGUGUGUAUUUUUCUUGCAGCAUUGAGUAUUUAUCCCUGUUGUGUAUAACUUCUCUCUAUUCUUGAAUGUUUUGUAUAAUACAGUGACUUUAAUGAGUAGACAUACAGCAUAUAAAUGUUUAUGAAACAAAUUAAACAUCUUGAAGCAG